Molecule: messenger RNA, 2471 nt
Organism: Bursaphelenchus xylophilus (pine wood nematode)
Lineage: Eukaryota; Metazoa; Nematoda; Chromadorea; Rhabditida; Aphelenchoididae
Source: the annotation of a GenBank genome assembly
AUGGUGAUUUACAAAUCCACUUGUCCGGAACUCCCAUUGCCUGAGAAAAGGGUCCAUGAAUAUAUAUUUGAAUACAUCAGAAAGCAUGAGAAAGAGCGACCUUACCAGCCAAUGUUUAUCGACUCUUUGACUGGAAUUGUAACUACCGGAGCCCAAAUUAUUGAACGGACCUUGUCUUUGGCUCAUUUCUUGCGAAAAAACGGCUUCGAAAAGGAUGAUUUCAUUGUGACUCCGGUCGAAAACGGAUGGCCAUAUGUCUGUGCGGUGUUGGCGGGAAGUAUGCUGGGCGGUGGAGUGGCCGGAGCGUAUCCGAAGAAUAGCGCUUGUAGGUUAUUCUGAAGUAAUUUAUCGAUGAUUUUUCUUUUUUUUCAGACGAAAUUUCCCAUCAAGUUCGUCUAUGUAAAGCGAAAUUUGUCAUGUGUCAAGAUCAUGUUCUCCCUAAGGUUUUGGAGAUUCUCGAUGAAUGUCCGUUGGUAAAAACCAUCAUCACGGUCGGCGAUAACGUGAAAGAAAGGGCGCGUAAAGUUCCGGUGGUUCGGAUUGAAGACAUCAUCAAGUUUGUCUCGAAAAUAGCUCCCGAGGAUUUCCCUCAAGCCGACAUUGACAUCAAAAAAAGUGUGUACUUCCUGCCCCCAACAAGGUGAGUUGAGGAUUUUGUGGACAAACGCCGGUUUCUGUAUGUUGUCUAGCUAUGUAGACACAAUAAUUUGGGGUGUAAAAAACUGACGAUAGGUCAAGUGAAGGUAACUUGGCUGAGUCGUCUUUGUCGCUUCUUUCGGAAUUUUAAUUUAAAAAAUGAAUGAACUUAUUGCAGUUUCUAUACGGUAAAGUAAAAAUUAAUCAUCCAUAGGCAUGAUAUCAUAUUUUUUCUUCCAUAUUUCAAUAACGAAAAUUCUUUUCAGCGGCACCACUGGCCUUCCCAAAGGAGUAUGUCAAACCCAUUACAACAAUUUGUAUGCGCAAUGGAACUUUGUGAGGUAUGUGAGACUAAUUGAUCCUUUUUUAUCAUUUUUUAGUUAUUUAUUUUUCAUAACAAAUUUCUUCUUUCAGCGUCUUCACCGAUCGCUUAUUAAAACCCCACUUUCCCAACUGGAACUGGCGCGACAACAAAGUCCUUAUCACCAUGCAACAAGGCUUUGCCUAUGGCCAUGGAAUCACUCUUGUGACCCUUAUUACCGGCGCUGUCGGAAUCUUUGUCCGCAAGCCAGAACUUGACCAUAUUUUCCACUGCAUUGACAAGUACAAGAUACGGCUGUUAUUUGGGCACCCGGCCUUGUUCCAGGCAUUAACUCACUAUAAACAACAGAAUCCCGACAAAUUGUCGACUCUUCAAGCCGCGAUGACUGGCGGAGCGCCGUUGAAAGAGAAAGUUGCCAAAGAGUUUAUGAGUACUUGUAAUGUGAAAGUGGCACAGAUGUACGGCCUCACUGAAGGUGUAAUUACCACUUCAGACGUGGACUCUCCAAUCACUUCGGUUGGGAGGCUAGUGCCGAGGACGGAACUGAGGAUUGUGGAUGCUGAAACGGGCGAGGAAUUGGGGUAAGAGAUCGUGAGAAGCGCCAAUUCUCAUAGCUCAACUAUGCACGGUACAAAUCUUUGAUUUUGGAAGGUUUAAUAGUAUUAUAUACAGGGUGCCGCAAAAAAUGGAAACUUUUUUCAUUGGGUCCUGCCGCGAAAAUUUUUAAGUGCAGCAAAAUUAUUUUCAUACUAUUAAAUUCUACGUGGUUUUCUCUCCUAGGCCUUAUAAUUUCAAGUCCAUAUUGGUUUACUAACAUUCUUUUUUUGAAUGUCAAACAGAGGGACCUCGAUUUUGGACCUGUUUUUUUAAACUGUUCAAAUUGUUAUUAAUUUGCCCGGUACAGAAAGGACGUUGUGUCCAAAGUAAUCACAUAAUGCAAAGAGCUUGCCAACAAUUUUAGGUUUACAAUUUUGACCUCUUUUCAGUCCCCAUGAGGUUGGAGAGCUUCAAUUCCGCAACCCGACUAUGUCUAUUGGCUACCUCAACAACCCCGAGACCACUGCCGCGCUAUACACCAAGGAUGGAUUCCUAAUCACAGGAGACAUUGGCUAUGUUGAUGAGAAUCAAAACGUUUUUAUUGUGGACCGGAAGAAAGAGAUGAUCAAAGUUCAAGGAAAAUCAGUUGCUCCAGGGCAAUUGGAAGACUUGCUGUAUACGAACAAGAAGAUCAAGGAGUGCUGUGUUGUGGGAGUGCCCGAUGAAGAGCUGGGAGAGAGUAUUUGGGCGUUCGUUGUAAAGGCGGAUAAAAGUUUAACGGAGCAGGAAGUCAUUGACACCGUAAAUUGUAAGUUUUCUGGACCUUCUUUAACUUGUUUUAGUGGACAUUGUGGACUACAAACAAAUCACCGGAGGUGUUCAGUUUGUGGAGGCGAUACCACGGAACCCAAAUGGAAAAGUGCUGCGGAGAAAGUUGAGGGAGUUCGUGAUGUCAAACAAUAAUAUUGCCGCAUAA